Molecule: messenger RNA, 675 nt
Organism: Thlaspi arvense
Lineage: Eukaryota; Viridiplantae; Streptophyta; Magnoliopsida; Brassicales; Brassicaceae
Source: the annotation of a GenBank genome assembly
AUGAAUAACUUGUUGUCUCACAAGUUUCUCACACCUUCAUUGAAAAGCGAAAUCAAGAAGUUAACACUAAUCCCUUCUCUUCUUCUAAGAAUCAGCCUCUGCGUUCUUGCUGCUCUAUCUCUCUUGGCUUUGACAGUUCCAUUAGCCAUUGCUUCUGAUCCAAGCCCCCUUCAAGAUUUCUGCGUCGGCGUCAACACACCAGCAAGUGGAGUGUUUGUGAAUGGGAAGUUCUGCAAGGAUCCAAGGAUUGUUUCCACAGAUGAUUUCUUCUUCCCAGGACUCAACAGAGCUGGAAAUGUAAAUAACGCAGUUGACUAUGCACCAAACGGUCUGAAUCCACCUCACACUCACCCACGUGCCACCGAGAUCUUGGUUGUGCAACAAGGAACUUUACUCGUAGGGUUUAUCUCAUCAAACCAAGAUGGAAACCGCCUUUUCGCCAAAACGCUCAACGUAGGUGAUGUGUUUGUGUUUCCAGAAGGACUCAUCCAUUUCCAGUUCAACCUAGGACGAACUCCUGCGGUUGCAAUCGCUGCUUUGAGCAGCCAGAACGCAGGUGUUAUCACGAUUGCUAACACGGUGUUUGGGUCUAACCCAGCUAUAGACCCGAAUGUUCUUGCAAGGGCCUUCCAGAUGGAUGCUAAUACAGUCAGGGAUUUACAAAACAGAUUCUAA